Molecule: messenger RNA, 1824 nt
Organism: Pan troglodytes (chimpanzee)
Lineage: Eukaryota; Metazoa; Chordata; Mammalia; Primates; Hominidae
Gene: PSRC1
Product: proline and serine rich coiled-coil 1
Exons: 7
Coding region: 136-1227 (363 amino acids)
Biological process (GO): mitotic metaphase chromosome alignment
Cellular component (GO): spindle pole; microtubule cytoskeleton; spindle microtubule
Molecular function (GO): microtubule binding
Source: RefSeq, a predicted model, not a curated record
GCCCCGCCCCCUCGGAGCUGAUUCCCGGGACUAGGUUGCGGGAGAAAGCCUGUUGCGUGGAAGAUAAGGCGGCGCGGGAAGUGGACACAGGGUGGGCUGGAGAUCUAACUGGACUCUCGCUCCUGCUGGCUGGACAUGGAGGAUUUGGAGGAAGAUGUAAGGUUUAUUGUGGAUGAGACCUUGGACUUUGGGGGGCUGUCACCAUCUGACAGCCGUGAGGAGGAAGACAUAACAGUGUUGGUGACUCCAGAGAAACCACUUCGACGGGGCCUCUCCCACCGAAGUGACCCAAAUGCAGUGGCACCUGCCCCCCAGGGUGUGAGGCUCAGCCUAGGCCCCCUCAGUCCAGAGAAGCUGGAGGAGAUCCUCGAUGAGGCCAACCGGCUGGCCGCUCAGCUGGAGCAGUGUGCCCUGCAGGAUCGGGAGAGCGCAGGCGAGGGCCUGGGGCCUCGCCGAGUGAAGCCCAGUCCUCGGCGGGAGACCUUUGUGCUGAAGGAUAGUCCUGUCCGAGACCUGCUGCCCACUGUGAACUCUUUGACGCGGAGCACCCCCUCCCCAAGCAGCCUGACGCCUCGACUCCGGAGUAAUGAUAGGAAGGGGUCAGUCAGGGCUCUCCGGGCUACAUCUGGAAAGAGGCCCUCCAACAUGAAGAGGGAGUCACCCACUUGCAAUCUGUUCCCUGCAUCCAAAAGCCCAGCAUCUUCUCCUCUUACCCGAUCGAAUCCCCCAGUCCGGGGGAGAGCUGGGCCCAGUGGGAGAGCAGCAGCCAGUGAGGAGACCAGAGCAGCCAAGUUGCGGGUGAGUGGGAGUGGGGAGUUUGUGGGAUUGACCCUGAAAUUUCUCCACUCCUCUCCACCAGGCCCACCCACCCCCAUCAGAUCCGUCCUGGCCCCACAGCCUUCUACCAGCAACUCUCAACGCCUGCCCCGGCCGCAGGGAGCAGCUGCUAAAUCUUCCAGUCAACUGCCCAUUCCCUCAGCCAUCCCCAGGCCUGCCAGCCGAAUGCCACUCACCAGCCGGAGUGUGCCACCUGGCAGAGGUGCCCUACCUCCGGAUUCUCUGUCAACUCGAAAAGGGCUUCCAAGACCAAGCACUGCAGGACCCAGAGUGCGGGAAAGUGGACACAAGGUUCCUGUUUCCCAGCGACUAAAUCUUCCUGUCAUGGGUGCCACUCGCAGCAAUCUGCAGCCCCCCAGGAAAGUGGCAGUCCCAGGACCUACCAGGUAAAGAGAUCAGGACAGCAAGCAAGACUUCAGUAGCAAACCACUACAGUCAGUACCUGGACUCGCCUCUACCCAGCAGACCCUGACUCCAGCAGAUUCUGGCCCAGGGACAGGAGGAAGAGAUGCCACCAGGGCUGGUCUCCCAGGAGUAGAGACCAUGGGAAAUGGGGUGGAUUAGGAUUGAGCUGGAGAAGACUUAAACUCUCUGGGUUGAAAGAAGAUUAGGGGAAAAGAGGUCACCUUCCAGCAGUGAAAUGAACAAAUAGAAGAUGAGAAGUACAGGCAAGUGGUUUGUCUUUAUCCACCCCCACUGUUGUGGUCAGCCCCAGAGAAUUUUAUCUUCUUCCUUGGCAUUGGUUCACUGGACAUUUCCAUGUGAGCGGCCUCCGUAGCUAACCUCCCUGCCCUCUGAGGAGCCAUCUUCCUGAAUCGCAUUCUCUACUGGACUCUGGCCUGCUUGGAGAGGUGGCAGCAGGCACCUGGUCUUCAGAAAUUGUUUCCUGUGAAUUCUGUGACUCCUAAUAGGCCAGUUUGUGAUAAGCUUACUCUAUGAGUCUUCAUUUUUCUAAAAUAAAGUGAAUGUAUUUUUAUAUUCUCUGUA